Molecule: messenger RNA, 4475 nt
Organism: Manis javanica (Malayan pangolin)
Lineage: Eukaryota; Metazoa; Chordata; Mammalia; Pholidota; Manidae
Gene: UBASH3A
Product: ubiquitin associated and SH3 domain containing A
Biological process (GO): negative regulation of T cell receptor signaling pathway
Cellular component (GO): cytoplasm
Molecular function (GO): protein binding
Source: RefSeq, a predicted model, not a curated record
GGGCAGGAAGAGAUGGCAGCUGGGGAGACUCAGCUCUACGCGAAGGUCUCCAACCGGCUCAAAGGCCGCAGCGCGCCCUCACUCCUGGAUUCCCUCCUGGGGAUGGGCUUCCCGGUACACACCGCGUUAAAGGCGUUGGCAGCUACUGGGAGAAAGACGGUGGAAGAGGCAUCGAACUGGCUGCACUGUCAUUGCAAUGACCCUUCUCUAGAUGAUCCCAUCCCCCAGGAGUAUGCCCUCUUCCUCUGCCCCACGGGAUCCCUGCUGGAGGAGCUUCAGGAGUUCUGGAGAGAGAGCAAGCGUCAGUGCACCAAGAACAGAGCUCAUGAGGUCUUCCCUCACAUCACGCUGUGUGAAUUCUUCACGUGUGAGGAUCACAAGGUGGACUGUCUGUACGAGGCUCUGAAGAGGGCUGGCGACGGGGUGCUGGGCUCCUUCCCCUCGGCGGUCCCCCUGGUUCUCCAUUCUUCUGUCAGCUACCUGGGCUUCUUCGUGAAUGACAGCCCUGCAGACGUCAUCCGGGAAUUCGCCAUGACCUUCGCCACGGAAGCAUCCAUCUUAGCAGACUGCACCGUGAAGCCUUGCACCAAGCAGCUGCACCUGACGCUGGCCCACAAGUUCUACCCCCACCACCAGAGGGCGCUGGAGCAGCUGGCCAGAGCCAUCCGCCCCGGCCCCGGCUGCCAGUGGACCGCAGCGCUGUACUCCCGAGACAUGCGCUUCGUGCACUACCAGACCCUGAGAGCCCUAUUCCAGUACAAACCCCAGAACAUGGAUGAGCUGACACUGCGUCCUGGCGACUACAUCUUUGUGGACCCCACUCAGCAGGAGGAAGCCAGCGAGGGCUGGGCCAUUGGGAUCUCGCAUCGGACUGGCUGCCGGGGCUUCCUGCCAGAGAACUACACGGAGCGGGCCAGCGAGUGUGACACAUGGGUGAGGCACAGGACGUACACCUUCAGCCUGGCCAUGGACCUGAACUCCAGGAAGGACAGUGAAGCCAGCAACAGGCAGAAUGGGGAGCUGCCUCCCCCACAAACACCUGGGGGCAUGAACAACAUGCAGGCCUUGCAGGCUUCUAUAGCGAGGAGGAGUGUCUUGGUGGUGCGCCACGGGGAGCGGGUGGACCAGGUCUUCGGGAAGUCCUGGCUGCAGCAGUGUCUCACUCCUGAUGGGAAGUACUACCGGCCAGACCUGAACUUCCCUUGCAGUCUGCCCAGGCGGAGGAGUGGUUUCAAAGAUUUUGAAAAUGAUCCACCAUUAUCAUCUUGUGGAAUUUUCCAGUCCAGAAUGGCAGGAGAAGCACUACUGGACAGUGGUGUCAGCAUCACCUCCGUCUUCACCUCCCCGGCCCUCCGCUGUGUGCAGACAGCCAAACACAUCCUGGAAGAGCUCAAACUGGAGAAAAAAGUUAAGAUAAGAGUGGAACCUGGCAUCUUUGAAUGGACAAGGUGGGAGGCCAGCAAAAGCAUCCCAAACCUCCUGACCCCAGAGGAGCUGAACGAGGCGGAUUUCCAUGUCAGCACCGACUACAGAUCCCUUCUCUGGGUAUGUGUUUCUGUGAAGAAAAUAAAGAGGAAGGAAAAUGGGAGCUGUUGAACCCUCCCGUGAAGACGUUGACCCACGGCUCAAACUCAGCAUUUAACUGGAGGAACUGGGUCCUGGGCAGCUAAGAGCCACCUCUGUGUUUUGCACAACUUAACACUGCAAGGGCUGUGAGAUACCGGCAUUUGAAGGUGUCUUGAUCUGGCCGGAUAUGACCUUAAGAGGCACAAAACACUCCUUAAGAUUCCAGGAUGCAUGCCAACUGCCUCCACCUUUGUAAUUGCCACCUGCAGAUUGGUUAUCCUGUGAGCCAGGACCUGGGCUGUGUGUACCAUGUGACCUGGAGUGAAAUCAACAACUGUGACUGGUUCCCUGGAAUUAAAGACUCAUCCCCACUGAAAGGCUGUCCACACUGAAGGCAAUCCACUUUGUUUUGUGUAAUUAGCUUUCUGCGUUCUACUUCAGUCACUAUGGCCAUGUCCACACAGGCUGGCGGAGGCACAAUAUGCAAUAAAAUGGAGCAGGAACCCACGUACAAGACAAACCAGGAGCCCGCCGACCGCUGUCCACACCCUGGUGCUAGCGUCCUGUUUCUGCUGUCACGAAUCACCGCCACAGAGUGCUAACCAGGGGCAGCACAGGUGUUGAAACACAGAUCGGUCUGGUUGCAGUUCUGGUCAGAAGAUGGGCGAGCAGGCACCAUUCCUCCACAGGCUCUGGGGGAAGCACCCUUUUCCUGCCCUCUCCAGCACCUUCCUCCUUCUUACAAGCAGCUGUGCCAUUCAAAUUUCUCUCCAUCCCUCUGCCCUGCCUUCUGCCUCUGACCCUCCUGCCUGACUGUUGUGUGGACCCAUGAUGACACCAGGCCACUGAUGACCAGGGCAGUCUCCCUUUCUCAAGAUCCUUAGCUUAAGCCAAGUGGCGAAUUCCCCUUGGCGGUGGGAGGGAACAUGGGUCUGGGGACAGGAGGUGGGUGUCUUGGGGGCCACUCCGCAGCCACGCAUCCAGCUGCCUCCGCAGGGGCCCAGCGGGGGGUUGACCCUGAGCAGGUCGCUUCAGCAUCUCCUUUUCUUCCUUUUGAUCAGGUGGCUGGUUGGCUUUGCCAAUGGGGGGUGGGAGGAAGGUCCUGCCCUAGCAGAGAGGACCCGGCCACACAGUGAACGCUGCCACGAUGGUGUGGCUCCAGGGGUGCCUCUGACCUAAGCUGCUCCAGGUGGUCAAUGGGCAUCUCCCCAGCCCCCGGCAGGUCACACCUGCCCCCACAGCCGAUGCAUCUGGUGCCUGGAAUGAAAUCCCACCACGCUCAGGAAGGCCCGACAGCCUUUCUUCCGUCCCACCCUGCUCCGGUUCCAACACUGUUUCGCUGGCGCGGUUUGGGACUGGCUGGCCUGCAACUGGCCUUUUACAGGGAACACAGGGGAAGGAGGCCCCAGCUCACCUCCUCCCCUGGCAAGGUGGGAGCCUCAUCCUGUAGGCUAGGGACGGGGGGCAGAACCUCGAGGGGCAGCCAGCGGCGGUCAGACGAGGGAGGCCGACUGUCACUGCCUGGCUUCUUCGUCCAACUCUGUCUCCUGAGAGGAAGAAAAUGCUUUUGUCCCUGGUUUUACUUUCCUCCUGAUGUCAUGUUUCUGUCUCCAAACGUGAGGAAGUUUAAGGCAACACAGAGCAGAGGGCAGAGGGCAGAGGGCAGUGUGCCCAGGUCACCCCAGGCCUGGUCUGUGCCACAGAACAGCCUUCAAGGCCAUAACCCUAGUGACCCCAAACGGGUGCCAACUGGCCCACGUGGGGCGGGCCCACUGGGAUGGGGCAGGGGGCAGCCCUCCAGCCCCAGCUGUGCAUCCCUCUGAGCACCUGCAUGAUGGUUUCCUUUUCUUCAGCAAGCAUGGGGCUGGCAGAAGUCUUCCCUCCAUGUUCCCCCCAGACACCCCAGCGUACCCCAAACUUAUCAAUCACAAUGAUGAGUAAAACUUUACAAAUCAAGCAAAUGGAAUUUAAAUCGUGGCCACCUCUUCAUGGUGGUCCACUAGCAUCUGCAUCGUUCCUCUCGGGGUGGCCCUCUGCAUCCCACGCCCCCGGGUACCGAAGGCGCAGACAGGAGCCACCUCCUUGCCAGGCUACUAAUGGGGGUCUGCAGGGAACAAUGAAAUAGGCUUGAGUCUCAGAUUUUGAGGUCAAGUGUACAAGAAACGACAUUUUCCUUACACUUUGUCCCUCUGGUUCUGACAAGGCCCCCUUUCAGCAGCAGUGCAGAGAAGUCCAGUUCUGCCCUCUGGAGCUUCCAGAAUGAGCUUCUGGAAAGACUGGGCUCUGGGCAGAAGUGGGCUGGAGAACAGCAGAGACGGAAGGGCCUAUGGGAGUUUUUCAAUAUUUGGAAGUUUUCCAUUCAAUGAACUAAAAAGAAACCAAAAAAUAAAGAUCCCCAGGCAGGUGCUUGGUGUUUAUAAGCCUAGUCUGACCCCUGCUGACGACGCCUGGAAAUGAACUGCCCUCCACCCAGACUCCACGCCCAGACCCCACCUGGUCAUCUCCGAAUUCCUCCCCUGUGGGCUUGAAAAAGCACACCUGGGACAUCUCGCUUGUUUUGCUUGCAUCCCCCUGACGUGGGGGGAGCUGGGGCAUUUAUUUAUGCUUUACAAACCGCAUGGCACAAUUACUGGAACCUUUCCUGAGCCCUCCUCGGCUCUCAUGGAAAACAGGAGGCGGCGAGAGGGCGGGAGGAGCUCCCCUCAGGCUGGGCACCCAAGGGCUGGCAGAGCCUAAGCUGGGCCUGGCCUGACGCAGAAGCGGGAGCCCCCGCGGAGCUGGGCCUGGGACAGUGCUUGGGACAGGCGUCUCAGGGACCACUGGCAAACACUUGGCUGUGUUGAGGUGAGAAGGAACAGCCACUGUAAUUUCCCACUGAGAUAAGACUUAUUUUUUCGAACCACAUUUGA